CGGUUCGAGGUGGUUCUAGUACAGCUCGGAAGGCUAAUGGUAAGUUACAGACGACUCUGAAGGUGAAGGCUGAGGUGUACAGCUGACCCACGUCGCUUUAAAAAAAAAAAAAAAAGCUUUCCCCAAAACAGUGAAAGGCUGCGUCGUUAUCUUCACACGCAUCAGUCCUACAACCUCCGCAACAAUGGGAAGGAAAACUAAAUCCAGCUCCGACGUCGCCUCAGAGCCACAGAGAAAAUCUACACGGUUGUCAGGGUUACAGAAGUCACAGCCAGAACCUUUGCCAGAAAAGAAAAAGGCACCUCCUAAGAACAAAAAAGCAGCCAAAGCACCAGCAAAGGCAAAGCCCGAGGUGGAGAAGAAAGAAGAGCCCGAGGUUGAGAAGGAAGACGCACCUGCAGAGAACGGAGAGGGAAAAGCUGAGGAGAAGGCUGCAGCAGUAGACGAUGCCGAGGACAAGGCUGAUGAUGAGGAGGACGACGAGGAGGAGGAAGAAGAAGAUAAAGAUGCAGAGUAGCGGUGACACCCCAAGACUCGCUUGCCAGGGCUCCCUGUACCUCGUUUCUUGUACAAUGCAGAGAAUAUUUUUAUCUACUAUUUUCAUAAGACUUAUGUUUUUAGGCAUCUGAUUGCAGAAAUGCUUUUUUUUUUUUUUUUUUUUAAGACCACAAAUUCCAUUCAGUUUCACGGCUUCUCAGUCAUGAUGUUGGGUUAUUUUUCUCGUGUUUCUCUGAUUUUAUCUAGCCUUUUUUAGGUUGUAGUUUUUCUGCAUGACAUGAAGUUGUGCCUCUAUCAGGAAUUAAUUAAAUGUUCAACUUCGGGGGAGUUCGCCUGAAACAUCCCCCAGGUGUCUUGAGGGAUUUUUGUAGCCUGUACUGUUUGGAAUUUAAUACAUUGUAAUACUAUGUGUUUGAUAGGAAAUAGGCUGAUUGAAAGUUCGAGCUGUGAUCAAAGCAGAGUCUUGUUCACAAUUUUCACUUUAGUCACGUUCAUUAGUACUGGACAUGUUUUUGUUUUUAUAUGCUGUCAGUGAUGGUACAUUUGAGAACGAUUAGACUAAUCCAUACUGUCUGUGCUCAAAACAAAAUGCAUUGCAGAGCUUAUCACUCAUUUUAUCGUUUGCUUUUUUUUUAUUACUGUAUCUUCACCUCAGUCUACAAAAUGUAACGCGCAUAUUUGUCAAUAUACACAUCGCGGCUUUGGGAUUUCUUUUCCAAUGUACAGUUUCCUCAAUUUUUAAAAAAAGCAACAAAAAAAGAAAAAAUGUUUUUGUUAUGAAUAUAAAAUGCUAAUUAAAAGUGGGAAUUCCUCUGAAA
Messenger RNA from Gasterosteus aculeatus aculeatus (three-spined stickleback), 1316 nucleotides. RefSeq names its product high mobility group nucleosome binding domain 1a (gene hmgn1a). Gene Ontology annotation, molecular function: nucleosomal DNA binding. Gene Ontology annotation, cellular component: chromatin; nucleus. The record is from RefSeq and is a predicted model, not a curated record. NCBI's taxonomy places the organism in Eukaryota, Metazoa, Chordata, Actinopteri, Perciformes, Gasterosteidae.